CUUGGACAAGGAUCUUGGUCUUGGCUUGCGCCCUGCCCUAUCGCUCGCGCUCUUUCACUAACUUCCCAUAAUCCUGCGCCUGCUAAUCAUCAACAAAACCAUCGUCAAAACCAAAGCAUAACCAAUUCAGCUACGCCAACCUCGUGUAAUUCGCCCCCAUCUAACCUAGGCUUUCAUAGCACUGGCAUCUCUAUUUUUUCUCUCACACACACACCCCCAAUAUCUUCACGCUCGCCAUCACAUCACUCAACGAUGGCGUCCACUCUAUUCUCACAGUCUUUGUUCUCCGCCCAGACGUCUUCCAAGUCGCCGAUUUCGAAGAAAAUCGCGCCCCUCUCAGUUUCAGUCAAGCUAUUUCCGAACAUUUCCAGAUCCGAUGUCGUUUCAACGCAUUCUAAGAAGACCCAAAAAAUUUUUAUCGCCAACUCCGCAUCAUCCGGCGAUGGAAGCUCCACGGCGGAGACCCCAAUCGAACUGAGGUAUCCUGCAUUUCCCACGGUCAUGGAUAUUAAUCAGAUUCGGGAGAUUUUGCCUCACCGGUUCCCCUUUUUGCUAGUGGAUAGAGUGAUUGAAUAUACUCCUGGGGUGUCGGCCGUUGGAAUCAAGAAUGUGACUAUAAAUGAUAAUUUUUUUCCCGGUCAUUUUCCAGAGAGGCCAAUAAUGCCUGGUGUGUUAAUGGUUGAGGCAAUGGCCCAAGUUGGCGGCUUGGUCAUGCUACAACCUGAGGUUGGAGGCUCACGGGAAAAUUUCUUCUUUGCUGGAGUCGACAAGGUGAGAUUCAGAAAGCCCGUAAUUGCAGGAGACACUCUUGUAAUGAGAAUGAACCUUGUCAAGCUUCAAAAGCGUUUUGGCAUAGCAAAGAUGGAAGGCAAGGCAUAUGUUGGUGGUGAUGUAGUUUGUGAGGGUGAAUUCUUGAUGGCUAUGGGAAGUGAGUGAUAUGCUCAUUUUUAUUUAUUUGGUUUUGCUGUUGUAGUUUUGCAGAUGUUUUAAGUUUAUGUCCUGCUUAAUUUUCUUUAGUCCUUGUGUUUGUGAGGGUAAUUUUUGCGAUCGUUCACUGUUUUCUUGUUUUGAGCUAAAAGACUCAUGUUUGGCUGCUGAAAAUAAAUUUUCGGUGUUAAAUGGUGGCUGAAUCCUGCUUCCCAUUUGCCUAUUGGUCCCUUAAUUUUCACGAAUGAUACAAUGUUCGCACAAAAGGAAUGCGGAUUGCAGAUGUGAAUCCAAGUAAU
Messenger RNA from Striga asiatica, 1226 nucleotides. Lineage: Eukaryota; Viridiplantae; Streptophyta; Magnoliopsida; Lamiales; Orobanchaceae. The record is from the annotation of a GenBank genome assembly.